ACGUUGGGUGGUUGUGGGCGGUUGGUCUGGGACGUCGUCUCAGAGCGCGUGAACGGAGGGACCCGCGAGCUGCAACUGCCGCCAGUGCGUGUCUAUGGAGAGAGCCGGCGGCAACUGGCUUUACCCCACCACACUGCUCUGUAUCUGUGGGUUUUUCUCCAAUGUACGGCCGUCUGAACCUUUCCUCACUCCUUACCUAAUGGGACCUGACAAAAACCUGACCGAGCAGCAGGUGAAUGAGAUUUUUCCAGUGUGGACUUACUCCUACUUAGUGCUUAUGUUUCCCAUCUUUCUGGCUACUGAUUACCUCCGAUACAAACCCAUCAUCGUUCUACAAGGCGCAGCUUUGGUCAUUACCUGGUUGAUGUUGUUGUAUGCCCAAGGACUACUGGCAAUGAAGUUUCUGGAAUUCUUCUAUGGAAUGGUAACUGCAUCGGAGGUGGCUUAUUACUCCUAUAUCUACUCCGUAGUGGACUCUAAUGUGUACCAGAAAGUAACUGGAUACUGUCGUUGUGCCACUUGUGUUGGGUACACAGUGGGAUCAGUUACUGGACAAAUCCUGGUCUCAUUUGCUGAGGUGUCCCUCUUCCACCUCAAUGUUAUAUCAUUAGUCUGUGUGGCAAUUGGUUUUAUUAUAUCAAUCUUUCUUCCAAUGCCACAGAAGAGCAUGUUCUUUCACAGAGUGAAAGGAGACCAUAAUGGACUCAAAAUCGAAUAUGAUGGUGUAAAGUCAGAAGAAGAAGAAUCUGCAUCAAUGAUGCCACUAAACUGUGAUAAUGCUGACAAUAUGCUAAAUGAACAUCUGGCAGAACCAAUGGAUAGCACCUCAGAUGCCACUGAAACUACGAAUAAAAUGCCCUUCAAACGAAUAUGCGUUGUUCUUGCAAUGUUAUGGAAGACUUUUUUGCAGUGCUAUUCUUCUUGGCCACUGCUCUGCUGGUCAGCAUGGUGGGCGUUAUCGACUUGUGGCUAUUUUCAGAUAGUGAAUUACAUUCAAAUCUUGUGGGAGCGAAUACGUCCUUCCCAGAAUACCCAGAUUUACAAUGGAAUGGUGGAAGCAGCAUCUGCGCUUUUGGGUGCUGUGGCAGCAUUUGUUGUAGGUUAUGUAAAGAUAUCGUCCAUCUGGAGUGAAGUUUCACUCCUGGUCUUUUCUCAUGUUGUUGCUGUUUCAGUGUUUCUGAUGGACAUUGUCCAAAAUAUCUGGGUGUGCUACAUCUGUUACAUUGUUUUCAGAAUUAUUUACAUGAUGCUUAUUACUGUAGCAACAUAUAAGAUUGCUGCAAAUCUGAGUGUGGAGCUGUAUGCUUUGGUGUUUGGUGUAAAUACAUUUGUCGCCUUAGUUCUUCAGACUCUGUUGACCUUGAUUGUGGUGGAAUCUAGUCUCCUGAAUUUGGACAUAUUUGGACAGUUUCUGGCUUAUUCAGUUUACUUUGGUGCAGUUGCUGCGUUGUUCCUGAUCUUUGGUGUUUAUAACAUUGUGAAGAAAUACAGAGAAAAGCCGAGACCACGUGAAAACGUCUCAGUUCGUUUGGACUGCAGGAACGAAGUGACGCCAAAGACAUCUUGAGCAGGCAUCAUCGAAUCAUACAAUCCCCACAUCAUGGAAGCAGGCCAUUCAGCCUAUUGAGUCCACACCGAUCCUCCAAAGUGCAUUCCACCCAGACACUACACUUCCAUCCACCUUAUCCCUCUAACCCCACAUUUCCCAUACCUAGCCUGCACAUCCCUGAACACUACGGGCUAUUUAGCAUGGCCAGUCCACUUAACCUGAACCUCUUUGAAAAUCAUGCUUGCCAUAAGACUGACUAAAGACCACUUUUGGAAUGCGUAGUUUCAUAUUUGUGCAGUUAUGGUAUAGAAUUACAAUAUGGCCACAUUAACUGCAGUCAAACGAUUUGUUUUUUUUCGCACUAGAUCAUUAACCAGAGAAAAGCAAUAUACUGCAGACGCUGGUAAAUUUAAAAAAGGCUGGAUCAAACUUUAACAAAAACAGAAAUUGCUGGAAAAAACUCAAGUUUGGAACCAUCUCUGGACAGAAAGCUAGGUUGAUGUUACAGUCAAGUAAUCCUUCUUCAGAACUGAUCAUAACUAGUUAAAAAUUGGCAUGUAGAUGGGGUGAGGGAGAAGAAAUAAAUGAUAGGUGGAGAAGGAGCCCAGAGAGAGAGACACAAAGGAAUAGGUGAUGGUCCACUUAGGAGAAUCACCUGCUGAUGGGGACUAUUUUGUGGCUAACAAUGGAUUGGUUGUGGUAGCAGCUCAUGUGACAAGAUCUGGUAUGUGGGGGUAGGGAUAAGAUCAUGGAGAUGAUGUUCAGGCCCUAAAAUUAUUGACCUCAAUACUGUCCAGAAGACAGUAGGGGCCCCCAAUGUAAAAUGAGGUACUGUUCUUCCAGAUUCUGCUGAGCUUCUGUGGAGCACUGUAACAAGCCUGAGACAAUGACGUUGGCCAGGAAACGUAGUGAUGUGUUGAAAUGGCAGGCAGCCAGAAGCUCAGGGUCAUUUUUGCGGAUAGAACGUAUGUGUUCCACAAAGUGGUUUCCUCUCCUCAACGUAGAAGAGAAUACAUUAUGAACAGUGAAUACAGAAGAUUAAAUUGAACAAAGUACAAGUAAGUUGCUAAUUCACCUGGAAGGUGUCUGGGUCCUUGGGAGGAAGUAAGUGGCAGGUGUUGCACCUUCUGUGAUUUGAAUGGAAAGGUGCUGUGGUGAUGUGGGAAAUUCGGGAGUGGACCAAGGAGGGCCAGAGGGAACGGUUUCUGUGGAAAACUAUUAAGAGGGGAAGUGAAUGUGUCUAGCGGUGGCAGAAAUGGUGGCUAAUGAUCUUUUGGAUGUAGAUGCUGUUUGGGUGGUAAGUGAGGAUGAGGGGACUGAAUUACUCUUGUGGCAGGAAAGUGAGGGCAUGAGGGUAGAAAUGCAGGAGAUGGAUUGGCUGAAGACCCUGUCGGCCGGGGAAUCCUGGGUUUCAGAAGAAGGUGUAUAUUUCAGGGACCCCCUUGUCAAAGUUGGCAGCAUUGGAACAGAUGUGAUGGAGAUGGAGGAACUAGGAAAAUGAAAUGAGCCUUUACAGGAAGCAGAGUGCAAAGAUGUAUCAUCAAGGUAGCUGUGGGAGUUGGAGUUUAUAAUGGAUAUUGCUAGUCUAUCCCCAGAAAUGGAAAUGGAUGUCAAAGAAGGGAAGGGAUGAGUGUGAUGGGACAGGUAGAGGUGAGAGCAGAGUGUAAGUUGGAAGCAAAAUUGAUAUACUUUUCCAAUUCCGUGAAGAGGGAAGCAGCACUGAUGUCAGCAAUAUACUAGAGAAGGCAUUGCAUGUGAGGCUAGAAUAAGAGCGUAACAAGGAAUUUUCCAUGUACCCAGCAAAGAGGCAGGCAUAACUGGUACCCAUGGCCACACUUUUUUGAUCUGAAGAAAGUUUACAGAGUUAAAGGAGGAGUUAUUCAAUGUGAGGACAAACCCAGCUGGGUAUAGGAGCAUGAUGAUAGAUGGGGACAGUUCAGGCUUUUUUCCCCAGGAAAAAGCAGAGACUAUCCUGAUGGGGGAUGGAUAUGGAGUGUUUGCACAUCCGUGGUAAGGAAGAGGUGGUUGGAACCUGCGAACUGGAAAUUCUGAAACAGAUUUAAAGCAUCAGAAGAAUUGCAGAUGCAAGUGGGAAGGGACUGGACCAGUGGAGUAAAAUUGGAGUGUAGGAAGAGAUGAGUUCUCUGGGGCAGGUGCAGGUAGAAAUGGUGGGUCUGCCCAGACAGUCCUGUUUGUGGAUUUUGGGAAGGAGGUAGAAGCUGGCUGUAUUGUGUUGGGGUCUAUGAGCUUUAGAGGCUUUUGGCAGGGAGUAGGGAGAUCACCAAGAUAAUAUAAGAUUAAUGACCAUUGUGGACACAAUUGCCUGGUGCUCAGUUGUGGGGUCAUGGUCCAGGAGAAGAUAGGAAGAGAUAUAAGAGCUGGUGCUUAUCCUCCACAAUGCAGAUAUCAGUCCACCAGACAAUAAUAGAGCCACCCUAGCGGUCAGGCUCGAUUACAAAGUUAGGGUUAGGUCUGAGUGCACAGAGUGCAGUCAGUUCAGAGGGACAGAGGUUUGAAUAGGUAAGUUACGUAGAGUGGGGCAGACAAAUUGAGGCAACCAAGUUCAUGUCGACAGUUCAUGAUGAACAGGUGGAGUGCCGGUAAAAUGCUGGAGGGAGAAUCUUGGUGGUGGGUGAAAGGGUCUGUGAUACUCUUGUGCAUGGAAAUGUGUGUGGAGGCAAAGGCAACAGAAGGACAGUUGUACCUGAAAUUCAUUGUGGAAUGCAGAGGAAUAAAACUUAAGACCUUUGCUAAGCACAGCAUUCUUUCAUCAUUUAUGGGAUGAGAGUGUCGCCACUAGACAGCGUUUAUUGCUCAUCCCCAAUUGCCCAGAGGGCAGUUAAGAGUCAGCCGCAUUGCUAUGGGUCUGGAGUCACAUGUAAACCAGACCAGGUAAGGAUGGCAGUUUCUUUCCCUAAAGGACAUUUGUGGAUGGAAUGGGUUUUUCUGAUAAUCAACAAUGGAUUCACGGUCACCUUUUAGAGUCUUAAUUCCGGAUAUUUAUUGAAUGAAAAUUCUAUCAUCUGCUGUGCCAUGAUUUGAACAGAGAACAGAGUGUCCGAAUGGAUAGCAAAUACAUGCCAGGAGGUGGGAUUAGGAGAAAUACAAAUCUGGCAGCAUCAAUAGAGAGAAAUAUAGUUAAUCUGUUGAGUGCAAUAAUUUCUUCAUAUCUGAAGAAAAAAUAUUGGUCUCAAUUUUAACUCUUUCUCUUUUCACUGAUGCUAACAGACCCAUUAAAUUUGUGCAGUUUUUUUUUGUUUAUCAUUUAACCAGAGUUUUCGUUGGAAUUGUUGAUGUAUGUCAACUCUAAUUUCACCAGAAUUACAGCAGACAGUCUGUUUCUGUCAAGCAGGGCCUCUGCUGAAAUUGGAAGUUUUGGUGAUAGGCUGUUUGUUUCCCUUGCGUUUCUGGAUAAAUUAAAAUCCAGGCCGUAAACAUCUGUGGAAUCUUCAUGCUAAUUUUUCUGAUAAUUUGCUCAGAUUUAGGUACCCUGGCCUCCCCUGCUAAAUUGGAUACUAAAUCUGAGUACUGUUGUCUGAGGUCAACCGAUGAUUUUCUUGUUCCAUUCCACCUCUCCACAAAUUGUGAUCCCUCAUUGAUGUUCUUGUCAUGUUUCAAUUUGUCGUCAGUAAACCUGAUUUUUCUCAAAAGACAGAUGAUAAAACUGGAUUGCAUGCAUUUCAUGCCUGGUGUACUUCGAAGCCAAUAUGUGGCCACUUGAAAAGUUACAAUCAUAAGGAUUUUAAAAAUUGCUAUUCUUUGCACUAUUUCAAUUAUAUGCAUCAGUACACUGAGACUGGAUCCAAUACGAUUGUUUAAAAAAAAGUGGAGGGGAAAAACUAUUAUAUUGAAGAACUCUGGCUGUAACCUAAACAUUGAACUGCACUGAAGUUUUCACCUCAGCUGGUGAGUGCAACUAUUUAUAGCUACCAGCAUUUUAAUAAUGGAUACCAAAUUUGUAUUAUUCUUUUAACGUCAAUAGAUAGAAAAUGUGCUUUGAUAUUGAGAACCAGUAUAUACCUGAGGUAUGGACAUAUAGUGCAACUAAAAUGAUUGUUCAAUAAAGAAUGACAACUACAAAAUUGAUUUUACAUAAGAUUACCAUGUCAGUAGCUUUUAAUUUUAUUGAUAGUACAACAAUCUGCCUGGCUGUAAUAGUACAGUAAAAAGUCAAGUCCCACUGGAGAGACUUAAACAUGGAAGAUUUGCAAGGAGUUUUCUUUUGUAAGAGGAGGGAUUGGGAUAUUGGGAUUAAUUUCAUAGCUCUAUGAAAGAGCUGUAUGAUACUUGAACUUAACUGCAGUGACACCACAAAACCUUAAAAUAAAUAAGACUAUUUAUUAAGUGAAAUGAAGUAUUUUUGUCUCACUUAGCCCCUCUUGUUAGUCUUACAAGUUAGUUUUGGGUACUGUUAGAAAACGUUGUGAUUUUAAUGCCAUGUAUAAAUUCAAUUAACCUGAUGUGUAUAAUGUACCAAGCACAGAUAUUAGUGCACAUGAUGAAAAUGUCUUAUGAUGAAGUGAUUGUGUAUGAGUCUUGAAGAGUUGUGACACAUGCUCCAUUCUUAAAGUUGCUGUUUAUUAUUUAUGCCAUUAAGUAUAAAUAUUUGUGUGAAUGUACACUUUGCUGAAUUUUCAUGAUUCAAAAACAAGCUAUUUGGCAGAGUGCUGAUGUUGUGCACCUUAUUAUUAUUUAGAAGGUUUGGAAUGAGUUGUCAGUCUUUCAGAAGUACAUUUCUUUUUAUAUUGUUUUGUGGAAGGAAAAUUUAGAAAUGGCUGAAGACAAGAGUUUGACCUAUUUUUAAAUAAACUUAAAAUUGUUGAGCAGUGAGCUAUUUUGAGCAAUAAAUGGAAAUCUGAAGGAGCAAUUCCUCACAUUUUCCCAAUCAAGCUAAUCUAGUUAGUGGCAAAAAUCAAUGAAGGAAGUAUAAUGUAAGAUUAAAGCUCAGUAGUAUUCACUGUCAAACACACCAUUAGGUUAUCAUAUCACUUAUAAGCAUCAGUUUCAUGGUCUUGGAUCUUUCUGCCAUUUUGCUGGUGGAAAUAAAGUAACAUGCUUUGUUUUCUUGAUUGGUCUUAAAUGUCAUUCCAACAACAUGACAUUUAUUACAUAGCCAGGAAAGAUUUAAUUUGCCAAUAUUUAACAGGUACCUAGUUCACACUCGCGUUUAAUCAAGUAGAUAUUGGACAGAUAUCUAAUUUAUAUUCAUGUCAAAUCUGCAAUCUCAUUCCAAGGCAGAAUGAUCAGAAAAUUCAGCUGAUGUACUCAUAAGCCAGUAAUCAAAAUAAAAUCUUGUUGCAAAGUAA
Molecule: messenger RNA, 6855 nt
Organism: Stegostoma tigrinum
Lineage: Eukaryota; Metazoa; Chordata; Chondrichthyes; Orectolobiformes; Stegostomatidae
Product: thiamine transporter 1-like
Exons: 6
Coding region: 95-1567 (490 amino acids)
Biological process (GO): transmembrane transport; vitamin transport
Cellular component (GO): plasma membrane
Molecular function (GO): vitamin transmembrane transporter activity
Source: RefSeq, a predicted model, not a curated record